Messenger RNA from Talaromyces amestolkiae, 3756 nucleotides. RefSeq lists its product as uncharacterized. The record is from RefSeq and is a predicted model, not a curated record. Gene Ontology annotation, biological process: protein prenylation. Bases 1 to 3756 code for a protein of 1251 amino acids. The transcript is spliced from 8 exons. Lineage: Eukaryota; Fungi; Ascomycota; Eurotiomycetes; Eurotiales; Trichocomaceae. Gene Ontology annotation, molecular function: protein prenyltransferase activity.
AUGGCGAGCCAUGGCAUUCCCCGCUCCAGUGUCAAGACAGAGGUGGAUACUGAGCAGAAUCGGAAAGAAGUCCAGACAUACAGGGAACUGGAAAGCUCUGUACAUGAGAAGAUCGCUGCACAUAUAUAUACACAUGAUACUCUGGAACAAGUAUCGGAGCUAUUGAAGAAGAACCCUGAAUAUUAUACGAUAUGGAACUACCGGCGACUAAUACGACAGUAUGAAUUUGCUCAGGCCACUUCUUCACCAGGUCAACCAGAGGCUGAUCAGAUCAUCCCUAUCAUCAAAUACGAUUUAGAGUUCCUCUUUCCAUUGCUUCGCUCCUUUCCAAAAUGUUAUUGGAUUUGGAAUUAUCGGCUCUGGAUACUGAACGAAGGCAAGAGACUACUGCCAAGGCAGCUUGCUCGACAGUUCUGGGAAGGAGAACUGGCUCUUUUGGGCAAGAUGUUGACCGCAGAUAGCCGCAACUUUCAUGGCUGGGGCUAUAGGACUUUUGUGAUCGAUGCAUUGGAAGAUUUAGCCGAUGACGGGGAACCGAGCAUGGCACAGGCGCAAAUAGACUACACAACCAAAAUGAUCAAGACUAAUUUGUCCAACUUUUCGGCAUGGCAUUACCGAACCAAAGCGAUUCAGAAGCUUCUUGAUGAGAAGACAGCAAGUAACGAAGAACGAAAAGAAGUUUUGGAACAAGAAUUGGAAUUAUCCCAUAACGCUCUUAUCGAUCCAUACGAUCAGUCACUUUGGUUUUAUCAUCAGAAUUUAAUGUGUGUGUUCGACCCAUCGCUGGCGGAUCGCACUCUAGCACCGGGUCUAUCAAACUCCGAUCGUUUAAGAUAUGUUCAGGAUGAAAAGGAACUUAUCAACGAGAUGUUGGAAGACUACACGGAUUGCAAAUGGAUAUAUCAGGGAUUGGUGGACUGCAAUUUGAUCGCAGCGAAGAUUGAAGGAACCAUGUCCGCUGAGAACCGAGCCGAGGUGUUGGAAUGGCUAAAGUCCUUGAAUGAACUGGAUCCUCUGAGAAAGGGGCACUGGAAAGACAUCGAGAACCAAGUGACUCACAUCUACGGCCUCCCCUUCACGCAGCACUCAAGCAAGGGGAGCCAUCACGCGAGCGACAGUCUGUUCAAAAUGAGUUCAAGCCCGGAGCCCAAGGAUUAUGGCGAGGAAUCCUUUGAAGAUGCCAGCGAAGAAAACACGCAUGCGGCUCCUCCAAUGCCACAAAGCACGUCCACACGCUCUUUAACCGAUCGGCGACUGUCGAAUGGAUCUGUCACGACUCCGCGUGCUGAGCAUUCGCCCGGCUUUCCUUUUCCCUCUACAUCUACAGAUGCCAAACCCGAAGAAGACGACGACGAUUCGGUCAACGUCAGCCCGACACCCACACCUCACUCAGAGAACGAAGACACCCCUAGACGGAAGAAAUACCAAAAAUCACCACUUUUAACAGCUCAUCGCCUAUCAACAACUUCGCUGGACGACGUUAAUUUGGCGGGCAAUAAAGAUGAUGAUGAACUCAAUGAUGUGGGCAGCCCGGUAGCUGAUUCAUCUCUCGACUCUCCUGGAGCAGCCUCCAUCGAUUCGAUUGCUACGAAACAGAGCAUGUCGUCCACAUUAAUGUCCAGUUUACCGUCGGUACCAUGGUCGACUGCGUCCAAACCUGUCCCUGUCCCUGUUGCUGUCCCUGCUCCUGCUCCGCCACCGCCCGCUCCUCCCGCACUACCUGGUCGGAAGCUGACAAGCCCAUUCUCGUGGCUUUCCAGGUCAAGCAUUUCCGGUGACUCCAAGUCUUCCCCUACUAACUUGGGUAAUAGUCGCCGAAAUACCGCUGCAUCGGUUUCGACGGUCAACACGGUGGAAGAAGGAGACAGUAUGAGCAUUGGAUCAAAGAAACCGACACGUAACAGUCUCAAGGAUCAAUUCAAGCUUCUUCGUAUGCGGGAAGAGGGACCUGAAACCGAUCAAGUGAGCAUCGCUUCGGGAAAUGUAUCCAUCGGUGCAGGGCUUGCCAGCCCAGCAGAAGAACACGCACUACCAGCUCCUUCACCAGUCAUUGCUGGCACCGGUGGGCCAUUUCCGCCCAUCAACCCUAAUCUUCUACCUGGCACAGUUUCGGGGAUCGCAACAUCUGCGACUGAUGCGGCGGCACCAGUUGACUGGGAAUUGUGGGAAGGAAUUGUAAACAAUGGACCGGAAGCAUUGUCAGGUGCCAACUCAGAAGAACUCAAUGCCGCUAUCAAGCGCGGUAUCCCUCAAACAAUCAGAGGCGUGAUCUGGCAAGUUUUGGCGGACAGUCGCAAUGCAGAACUUGAAGAAGUAUACAAGGAACUUGUGGCACGAGGAACAGACAAGGAACGUCAUAUGAGUCUUAGUGGACAGGGACCCAGCGGUGCUGCCUCAGAGAAGGAGUCAUUGGCUUCUUCGCGCUCUUCUAUUCGAUCCGAUAAUUCAGGCUCCCCGUCUCCAUCAAGUCAAACUACGACUUCGCCAGUCCCUCACGAGAAGGAAGUCGACCCGAUAACUGCGGAGACGGCUCGCAAAAAGAAACUCAAAGAGGAUACCGAGGCGAUUCGUAGGCUAGAAAAAGUUAUACGAAGAGACUUGGGAUCUCGGACAAGUUAUUCGAAAUAUUUCGUCUCACAGGGGAGCCAGGAAGCUCUCUUUGGAUUAUGCAAGGCUUAUGCUUUAUAUGACGAGGCGGUAGGCUAUGCACAAGGUAUCAACUUCAUUGCUAUGCCGCUGUUAUUCAACAUGGAUGAGGGAGAGGCUUUUACGCUUCUUGUGAAACUUAUGAAUAAAUAUGGUCUACGAGAUAUGUUUAUCCAGGACAUGCCCGGUCUGCAUUUGCAUUUGUUCCAGUUUGAACGACUUCUGGAGGACCUUGAACCUGCACUUUAUUGUCACCUUCGACGACGCGGAGUUAGCCCGCAAUUGUAUGCCACACAGUGGUUCUUGACUCUUUUCGCAUAUCGAUUCCCGUUGCAAUUAGUACUCCGCAUCUACGAUCUUAUUUUUGAAGAAGGACUAGAAAGUACUAUUCUCCGCUUUGGCGUCGCUAUCAUGCAACGCAACGUCGAAACGCUUCUCGGCAUGAAAGACAUGUCCAGUCUCUCGCAGUUUCUCAAGGAAAAAUUAUUCGAUGUUUACAUCGAUCAACAACCAUCCGCUAGCUCGAUCCUUGAGUCUGGAUUCUUCGGCAGCUCUGGUGGAAGCGACAAGGAGAUUUACCGGGCUGAUCUAAUGGUGCAAGAUGCGUGCGCCAUUCCACUCACGGCUGAAAUGAUCCAGUCGUAUACGACAGAGUGGGAAGACAAGGUUCGAACCGAGAAGGAAAGGGAACAGGAGCUUGAAGGUCUCAAGCAUACCGUGGCAUCGCAGGCUGCACGAAUACGGUCGUUGGAAGAACGCACUGAAAAGUCUGACCAAGAACACGUUCAACUGGCGUCCGAGUUGGUGCGAAUGAAGGUCGAAAACGAAGAAUUGUCUGACACGAAUGAAAGUCUUCAGGUUCAGGUACAGGAGCUGAAGAUUGUAGUUGACAAGCAGCCCGCCGAGGUCGAGGAAAAGCUUAGGACCGAGAUGGAACGUAUUAUGAAACGGAACAUGGAAGUGCAGAACGAGAAUCGAAAUAUGGAAGAACAAAUGGCAGAGAUGGAGAAAGAUUUAGUGGAGACCAAGAUGAAAUGGGCUGAGCUCUCAGAAAACCACGAGGGCCUCAGACAGAAAUGGGCAGAUCUCCGGAGGGCUUUGGACGGAUGA